Epinephelus lanceolatus (giant grouper) is the source of this 4821-nucleotide messenger RNA. RefSeq names its product calcium/calmodulin-dependent protein kinase (CaM kinase) II gamma 2 (gene camk2g2). Gene Ontology annotation, biological process: protein phosphorylation. The record is from RefSeq and is a predicted model, not a curated record. Gene Ontology annotation, molecular function: calcium/calmodulin-dependent protein kinase activity; ATP binding; calmodulin binding. Lineage: Eukaryota; Metazoa; Chordata; Actinopteri; Perciformes; Serranidae.
CACUCCCUGCUCCUCUCUGAGCUCGAGCCUCUCUUCCCCCUCUCUGCCUUCACUAGUUCUCCUCCCGAAACCUGCGUGAGGCGGCCACUGAAGCGCGAGCCGAUUCCCCCCUCUCCCCUGCCUGCACUUGAGUCAACAUGGCUACAGUUGUAACCUCGACCAGAUUCACAGACGAAUAUCAGCUGUACGAGGAACUCGGAAAGGGUGCCUUCUCAGUCGUCCGCAGAUGCGUCAAGAAGUCCACCGGCCAGGAGUAUGCUGCUAAAAUUAUCAACACAAAAAAGCUCUCAGCCAGAGAUCACCAGAAACUGGAGCGGGAGGCAAGAAUCUGUCGUCUGCUGAAACAUCCAAACAUAGUACGACUCCAUGACAGCAUCUCGGAGGAAGGCUUCCAUUACCUUGUCUUUGACCUCGUCACUGGAGGAGAGCUGUUCGAGGACAUUGUUGCUAGAGAGUAUUACAGCGAGGCAGAUGCCAGCCACUGCAUCAAUCAGAUCCUGGAGAGCGUCAGUCACAUCCACCAGCAUGACAUUGUGCACAGGGAUCUCAAGCCAGAGAAUCUGCUCCUUGCCAGUAAGAUGAAGGGAGCAGCGGUGAAGCUUGCAGAUUUCGGUCUAGCCAUCGAGGUGCAGGGGGACCAACAGGCAUGGUUUGGUUUUGCAGGAACUCCAGGAUAUCUGUCCCCAGAAGUGUUGAGAAAGGAUCCAUACGGCAAGCCAGUGGACAUAUGGGCAUGUGGUGUGAUCCUGUACAUCUUGUUGGUGGGCUACCCUCCCUUCUGGGACGAGGACCAACACAAACUGUACCAACAAAUCAAGGCCGGUGCAUAUGAUUUUCCUUCUCCAGAGUGGGACACAGUGACCCCCGAGGCCAAGAAUCUGAUCAAUCAGAUGUUAACGAUUAACCCUGCCAAAAGGAUCACAGCCGACCAGGCCCUCAAGCAUCCCUGGGUCUGCCAACGCUCCACUGUGGCCUCCAUGAUGCACCGUCAAGAGACUGUGGAGUGUCUGCGCAAGUUCAACGCGAGGAGGAAACUUAAAGGAGCCAUCCUCACAACAAUGCUGGUGUCCAGGAACUUUUCAGUGGGACGGCAGCAUACCAGCCCUGCCGCUACCACCAGCACGGCCGCAAUGGCACAGGAAGCAUGCAAAACUUUACUAAACAAAAAGUCGGACGGUGUGAAGUCGCAGGGAACCAACAGUAAAAACAGUGUAGUAAGCAGCAGCAGCACCAAAGACAGCAGCAUGUCAUCUUCAGCACCAAUGGAAGCCCAGACAACUGUUGUACACAACCCAGCUGAUGGCACCAAGGGCUCCACAGAGAGCUGUAAUAACACAGAAGAGGAGGAGAUGAAAGGUAGGAAAGUGGCUGCCUCUGAGUCUGCUGGUACAGACAGUGGAGUGUUAAGCGAGUGCAGCGCUACUGAGGAACAGACCCAGACCCUGUCUCCUCACUGCCCUCCACCCACCUCUGGUCCCCUGCAGGAGGCUACUAGCAGCCCCAGUGUCCUUCAGACCAGUCCAGCUCAGAGCUCCCGUCCUGAACCAGAGUCCGCUCUGUCACCUCCCGCAGGCAGCAGCCGCAACCUGCUGCAGACUCGUAAACAGGAGAUUAUAAAGAUGACAGAGCAGCUGAUUGAAGCCAUCAACAACGGGGAUUUCGAGGCUUACACGAGAAUCUGUGACCCUGGACUGACUUCCUUUGAGCCAGAGGCUCUUGGAAACCUGGUGGAGGGCAUGGACUUUCACAAGUUCUACUUUGAGAAUCUGCUGAGUAAAAACAGCAAGCCUGUGCACACCACCAUCCUCAAUCCCCACGUCCAUCUAAUCGGUGAGGAUGCUGCCUGCAUUGCCUACAUCCGCCUGACGCAGUACAUGGACAGCCAGGGCCGGCCGCGCUCCUGUCAGUCGGAGGAGACGCGCGUGUGGCACCGCCGCGAUGCCAAAUGGCUCAACGUGCACUUCCACUGUUCAGGAGCACCGGCUGCACCACUGCAGUGAACUGACAACCCAGGCCCAGCUUUGCCUGAACUCUAAAGCUGUUUGGAGCAUUUAUCCUCCGUGGUCGGAUUGGUGCCUGGAUCCUGGCCGGGAAGAGGCUGCUUGGAAAGUUGUAAAAACACAAAAGUGGGGAAAAUACAUCAUAAAUUAAAAAGAAAAAACAAACAAACAAAAAAAAUGCAUAUUUCAAAAGCUUGACUGAAUGACCGACCACACCGACCAACACCAAUCCAGUCCUACCCUAGCUAGGUGAUGUUGGGGCCCGGCUGACGUCAGCCGCCUUUUGCAGAUGGUGCAUGUUUCUGGUGGCGACACAGGGUGAUGCUGUCCUGGUUCUCGUCUCCCAUGGCCUUUAUUUCCCUGUCUUUGUUUUGUCUGCUGUCUGGAAAAGUAUUAAACAUGUUAAAAAUAUAUAUUUAACAGAAAAAACACUUCACACACAGUGAAUAGAACUGGGGAGGAAAAAUGUGAUUUCUUUUUGUUGUCUUCAGAGAGCAGCAGAAGGUCUACUUUAGCAGAAGAUUGUUUUACAGUUACAGGUAUAUGUGGGAUGGGUUUAUGGGAACGGAGCAAAUAAUAUCUACGUAAUAUCAGAGUUUAACAAGUGUCAGGUCUGAGCAUCUGCACACACACAAUGUUUCAAAGGGGUUUAGGGAUCGUGAUUGGUUACUGAAGGGACCUUUAUUUUUAUUUGUGUUUUUGUAUUAUGUGUUACAAGCCGUUUUUAUCUGAAUGAUGUAUUUUAAAGUAUUUUGUGUUAAAAAAGGAUAAUUUUUAAUCAGAAGGGGGAUUUUAUUUAAUAGAACUGUGUAUAAAUAGAUAUUUAUAUAGGAGAAAAGGGGAAACAUGAUUUACUUUCAGGGUGUAGGGAGGAGAGUUCAGCAUGAGCGGGUGAUUUUUUUUUUUUUUCUGCUUUGAGGUCCCGAGUUGUAAAUAUAGAAAACACACCGUGCAUGCACACACACACACUCACACACUCAAGGUCCCUGUGCUCCAGCCUGUCGGGUUGAGCCUCUCUUGAGCUUUAGACAUGACAAACAUCCAGGCCAGCUCAUCCUGAAGUUGCAGAAGGCCUCCACCUGUCUGCCCUGCAGUGUUUGAACACUGAGAGGCGCUGUCGCUCACAGUCUAAAGCUCCUCACAUCUCUGAACUACCUAAUCAAAGCUCGGACGCUCUCUCACGGCAACUUCUUCCUUUUAUCUGUUUUUGUGUAUUUUUGACGUGAAGCAUGAAUAUUGAACUGUCUAAUGGCCUGUACUGUUUUUGCACAGACACUUAUGACUCGAUGCUGUUGUGUUCGCUCUUUAUGAGGGAGUGAACCUUUCUGCAACUUCAGGUUACGCUCGCCAAAUCCCUUCUCGUCCACCCUACCUCUGCCCUCCUACUUCCAUCAUUCCUGCCUCUUAUACUCGCCCCAUUACUGUCCUAGUAGCUCCACGCCGUGUGAUGAUGAUGAUGUCACCCUUAUGCCUGUCUCUUGUUCUGAUUGUGUUCUUAAAAUUUGUAUGUCGUCCGUCUUGGCUUGCUGUACUUCUGUGUGAAGUCCUGGCACUAUUAAAAAAGCAUGUUAAAAAGGGAAUGCAGCCAAGGUGUUGGACCAAAAAAAAAAAAAGGCAUGAUGGGAAGAGGGCUAUGCCGGCUGGAGGGCUGUGGGACCUUCGCUGAUGGCAAUCAAUGUACUUGGUCUCUCUGUCACAGUUUCUGUUGUAAGUGUCGUAGUCGUUAGUGUUUUGAUGUUUUUAUCAAUCAUUUUAGCCAGAGCUAUAAAAAAUGAGGGGUUGAAAUGAUCUGAGGCUGAGACUGCCACAACCCUGUUUUUGUACUGUCCCCGUUCCCCCUCACACACUGAUCAACACACACUGAAUGCUGACUAAAACACACACACUUCUGUCUAAUAAUAUUGGAACUCACAGCGUCAUAUAAGCACACGAGAUUCUCCCUUUAAAGAGGACGAAACAUAUCUCUGUGUCAGUGGUUAAACUUUGCAGCACUGUUUUUUCACUGUGUCGUAAAAACUUUGUGAGUGUGUGUGACUUUGUACCAGCGGAGGGGUGUCCCGUCUCUGUGCUACGCUGCUCCAUAGUAACUCAUGCUCUACUUAGGCUGUUGCUGGUGGUCAUGACGAUGCUUCAGAUCAUCACAUAAGGUGUCUACGUACGUGCACUGACGCAGUCCAACAGAUUUUUAAAAAACGUGACUCAUGUGAGACCCGUCCUACUGUAUCAACCGCCUGUGCUUCUCUCUGAGUGCUGUGACAUAUCUGACAUGCCAUGAAAACUGUGUCUCCCCCUACACACACACACACGUACACUUUUGCACCACCACGACAAUGCGUUGUAAAACCAUUACUGAAACUAUGUGAUGUUUUUUAUGGCUCUUAGUAGAUCUGUUUGUGCUGUGGGCACCGGCCCAGUUGUCUGUUGAUGCCACCGAUCUGACAAGAUGCUUUUCUUUCAUUGUGUAUUUUCGCAGUCAUGGGGCUGUUUCAGUGGAAACUAAGACAGUUGAACUUUACAGGUGAGCUUAAAGAAAGGGGAACUGAUCUGAGGGAACAACUAGCUGCAGUCAGUUUGCCGAAGUAUUUGGACAGCUGGAUCAAGUUGAAAUUUGCAUUUUGGAUCGAUUGAUAUGAAGCCACAAUAUUCCUUCACAGCAGAUUUAACACACAAAGCACAGGUGUAAACAGUGACAUAAAUAAAUGCUGCAUCUCCUUAAGUUGUUCCAGCUCCACUGUCCUGGUAUCGCUCUCUAGAAUGGCUUUCUGGGACACUAAAGGGACAGUUCACCCAACAAUAAAAAAAGGCACAUCUUUCCUCUUAA